CGGGCAGAGGUCACAGACUUUGCCUGUUCCUCCUGCAACCGAGGGCGCAGUGCCGGAUCGGUUCCUUCGGCCUGCAGACGGUGUGGGCACGGGGCUCGGCUGCGAGGAUGAAGGUUGAAUUCGCUCCUCGCCACCUCCCGCUGGAGAGAAGGCUCCAAACGGCAUCCGUGCUUCAAUGGGUCUUCAGUUUUUUGUGCCUGGCUCAGUGCUGCAUUGCCGUCUUCAUCCUCCUCCUCUUCACUCGCUUCUGGCUGAUCAGCGCCCUCUACGCUGCCUGGUGGGCUUUCGACUGGGACACCCCGAGCAAAGGUGGGCGGAGAUUCUGCUGCGUCCGGAAUUCCAUCCUCUGGCGAUACAUGAAAGAUUAUUUCCCCAUCACGCUGGUGAAGACGGUGGAUUUGGAUCCAAGCAAGAACUACAUUUUUGGCUUUCAUCCCCAUGGCAUCAUGGUGGCUGGUGCCUUCAUUAAUUUCUGCACCGAAGCCACCGGCUUUUCCAAACUCUUCCCAGGACUGAAGCCUCACAUGAUGAUGCUGAAUUUGUGGUUUCGAGCCCCCUUUUUCCGGGAUUACUUGAUGAGUGGAGGUAUAAUUCCCUCGGACAGGGAAUCCGGUUCCUACGUCUUGAGGAAGAAGGAAGGGGGGAAUAUCGUGGUCAUCGCUGUGGGAGGGGCGCAGGAAGCCCUGGAUGCUCGCCCUGGAGCCUACACCCUCUUGUUGGAGAACCGGAAGGGCUUCGUUCGGCUGGCCAUAGAGAAUGGGACGACGCUCGUUCCCGUCUUCUCCUUUGGAGAAAAUGAGCUGUUCGACCAGGUCGAAAAUCCCAAAGGAUCGUGGCUGAGAUGGACGCAAGAGCUUUUGCAGAAGAUCAUGGGGGUCUCCCUGCCCCUCUUCCACGCCAGAGGGAUCUUCCAAUACACCUUUGGAUUUAUCCCAUACCGGAAGCCGAUCUACACCGUGGUGGGGAAACCUCUUCCGGUGAUGAAGAAACACAAUCCCAGCCAAGACGAAGUCGAUGAGCUCCAUAAGAGGUACCUGGAGGCUCUCUGCAAGCUGUUUGAGGAGCAUAAAUUGAAGUACAACGUGCCAGAAGACACACAUCUCUCUUUCAUAUGAGACACCAAAGCCACAAACUUUGGCGACAAAGAAUCGGAAACAUCGAAGCCGCAAGUGACAAAGUGAAUCUGCCAUGGAAACCAGAGAUAUUCCUUUUGGGACCAAUGGACAAAUUGUUGGAAAAAAUAAAACCUCACAGGGAUUUUUUUUUAUAUAUAUAGGAUAACAGUGGCGAGACUUUUAUAUGCGUAACGGUGAAAGGUUUUGACAUGGCCUACGAUGGAAGACGGGAUGGUGAAAUCAAUGGAACUGACAAGAGAUGGCAAAAUUGACCGCUUGGGCAAUGCGACCUGUGGACUUCAACUCCCAGAAUUCCCGAGCCAGCCAGGAAAUUCUGGCACAGGAAUUCUGGGAGUUGUAGUCCACAAGUCGUUGAAGGGGCCAUAGUUGAACACACCUGAAUUAGAGAAAAGAUACAUUUUAAUGCUGAUUGAAAGUCUCUUUCCUUGUAAAACGGGAGGAAAAAAUGAAAUUAGAAAACAUGCAUUCGCUGACGAGAUAGAAUAGAAAAAAAUGAAAGCUAUAUUGUAAAUUUAGAUUAAGAGGUUAAUGGAAGCUAAUAUUUACAUGUGUUGUGGAAAAUCAUUUUCCACAUUUCCAACAUUUCCAACAUUUCCAAAUGAUCGGAAAUCAUUUUUUAAAAUAUUUUUCUGUUUAUUUCUGCACUUUUAGCUUUGCAACCUUUCGUUCUUCGCUUUUUUCCUCUUUUCUAUCUUAGUUAUCGGUUCCUGUUAAUUUUUAUCUCGCUCGUUUAAAAGAUCUAAUAAAGUUAUCUAAG
Molecule: messenger RNA, 1893 nt
Organism: Pantherophis guttatus
Lineage: Eukaryota; Metazoa; Chordata; Lepidosauria; Squamata; Colubridae
Gene: MOGAT2
Product: monoacylglycerol O-acyltransferase 2
Biological process (GO): diacylglycerol biosynthetic process; triglyceride biosynthetic process
Cellular component (GO): endoplasmic reticulum membrane
Molecular function (GO): diacylglycerol O-acyltransferase activity; 2-acylglycerol O-acyltransferase activity
Source: RefSeq, a predicted model, not a curated record